Molecule: messenger RNA, 3102 nt
Organism: Micropterus dolomieu (smallmouth bass)
Lineage: Eukaryota; Metazoa; Chordata; Actinopteri; Centrarchiformes; Centrarchidae
Gene: dcun1d3
Product: defective in cullin neddylation 1 domain containing 3
Exons: 5
Coding region: 630-1616 (328 amino acids)
Biological process (GO): protein neddylation; positive regulation of ubiquitin-protein transferase activity
Cellular component (GO): ubiquitin ligase complex
Molecular function (GO): ubiquitin-like protein binding; cullin family protein binding; ubiquitin conjugating enzyme binding
Source: RefSeq, a predicted model, not a curated record
AGGCAGGAAGUGAUGUGAUGUGAUGCAGGAAAAUGCCCACAAUGUAGCUUCACUCAAUGACUAAAAGGGGAAGCACAAAGAAAUUGGCUGCUUCAGUCAGAGAUGGUCUUUUAACUCACCCCAAAGAGCGAACACAAUUCAAAACGGAUUCAAAAGCACAUUCUGGUUGCUAGAUUUUUACUUUAUUUAUAAGAAAUCGACAUUGAUGUAGAAGUUUUUGUCAGCUAACUAGUUAGCUAGCAAUGUUAGUUUAACGCGACGAGUUUGCCUCAGUUCGUUUCUGGUCGCUUACGCUACAUUGGCCAACUUACUAACUACUUAAUUUGUCCUGCCAUUCCCGAAGUGAUGUACUUCCAGUUCGACGUAAUAGAAUUUUACAAAAAGCAUUGCAGAUGUCAAGGUCACAGUGAUGGAGCAGAAUAGAAAGACACUUUGAUUCGUAGCCAAUGCCGUCAGAGGGAUUGUCUGGUUUUUAAGUCUUGCAGUGCAAGACCUGGAUCGUGGCAGAUUUGGCACAGGCUUGAGGGUAUGUUGAGACGUCUCGCCAAGCCAGAGCAGAGGCGUCUAGGUGGUUCGGACGGGGACUGAAGGUGAGGUGGAACGACAGACGAGGGACCAGGGAGGAAGACAUGGGCCAGUGUGUCACCAAGUGUAAGAAUCCGACGUCUUCACUCGGCAGUAAGAGUGGAGACAAGGAGAGUGGCUCCAAGUCCCACCACAAGAAAGGAUGCAGUGCUGGUGGUGGGGGCCACAAAGAAGAGCCCAGUGCCCCGUGUAGCAAAACCACCAGUGAGCUGUCGAAUGGCACCAAGGCCUUGGAGGUCACUGUGGAGACACCAGUCAUUCCUGCAGUGUUGGGGGACACGCGCAAGGACGAGUGUCUGGAUGGGGACGGGCUGUCAAUUAUGCGCAUUGAGGAGCUGUUCUGCUGCUACAAGGAUGAACAUGAAGAUGCCAUUUUGGAGGAAGGCAUGGAGAGGUUUUGUAAUGACCUGUGUGUGGACCCAGCAGAGUUUCGUGUACUUGUUCUUGCCUGGAAGUUUCAAGCAGCUACCAUGUGCAAAUUUACAAGGAAGGAGUUUGUUGAGGGCUGCAAGGCGAUCCAGGCAGACAGCCUCGAGGGUAUCUGCUCACGCUUCUCCUGCAUGCUGGUGGACGCCAAGGGCGAGGAGAACUUCAAGGACCUGUACCGCUUCACCUUCCAGUUUGGCCUGGACGCUGAGGAUGGCCAACGCUCGCUGCAGCGCGAAAUUGCCAUCGCCCUGUGGCGCCUGGUUUUCACCCAGGACACGCCUGUGAUCCUGGAACGCUGGCUGGACUUCCUGGCGGAGAACCCCUCAAGCAUUCGGGGCAUCUCAAGGGACACAUGGAACAUGUUCCUCAACUUCACCCAGGCUGUUGGGUCUGACCUGAGCAACUACAGCGAGGACGAGGCCUGGCCCAGCCUCUUCGACACUUUUGUGGAGUGGGAGUUGGAGCGCAGGAAAAAAGAGGAGGAACAGGCACUGAUGGCAAAGGAGGAAGAGGGGAGGUGUACUGAGACAGAGUGUUCUCCCACCACAGAUAGACUUGAAACAGAGGGAAGCCGCGGCUCACAGACGUGGGGGGGCCACUGACUGGGAAGAGAGGAUAUGACCUACACAUGAACUGUACAUCUGUGAAUCAGUGGAUGAAUAUUAGUAUUACCAUUACAACUGUUCAUUUCGCUCUCCUUUUCUGUUGGGGUGGGAUUCCUGCUUUGCAACCUUUUCAAUGUCUUUGGUUUUCGAAAGGGCUCUAAGAACUGUUUUAAGCACUUUUAUUUAAGUUAUUGUUUUACUUUCUCCUCCCAUGAGUGUUUUUAGUAAUUGGACAUGUGGUCCAUUUUAACCCACACCUAACUACCAUAACCCAGCAGAGUUAGCUCAGCAAAGUCAUGGUUUAAAAAAUGGGCGAGAGAAAGCUAUAACCUUUUCCCACAAUGAUCAUAUAGACCGUUCAUUUUGUCCUAGCAACACUGCUGAUAAGUUUUGUACAAGGAAAUAGUAAAUAAUAAAGAAUAAGGGAAAUUUGGGCAAGCUGUCUACAAAUAAUUACUUACUACCAAAACAUGAGAUUUACCAUAAGGGUCAGGGUCUGUGAAAUCAUCUUUAUUAAACUAAUCUAGUUAGAUUGAAUGAUUUUUACCUUGCAGUGCUUUGAGGAUGAAUUUGUUGCACUUGUAUUGCCUUCACAAGUGUUGUCCUGCAAUUAAAUGCACACAGUAAUGAAUUACAAUUCUGUCACAAGGGCAUUUUAUUUUUAAAAUAAUAAUACAAAGUUGUGAUAUCAGUUUAAAAUCCAAGUUGAUUUCCAUCGUAACAGACCCGCCCUCUCUUCUGCUUUGAGUGGUUUUGAGUGCUACUAGUGCAGUGGGUGGCUUAGCUUGUUUUAGCAGCUGGCCGUGCUCGUUUUUGACCUCUAGCAUGUACCAUUUUGAAGUCCACCUAUUUUCAAGAAGCAGUUAAGUGUAUACAGCACAAUGAUGCUUGCUUUUCCUCAGAUGCCUCACUGAUCUCAUUUUAAAGAAGUCCCAAAUACGCCCAAGCUAGGUCUUGGCGAUUACUCGAAGAUGCCUAAACCUGUGUUACAUUCAGGGCCGUUACACUGGGCGCCACGCAAAGCUUAUAUUGUUUACCUUCAGGAGUUUAAGAGUCUUCAAAUCCUUGAACUGCUAUACGAAAAAGAAAAAUUAAAAAAUUGUGUGCACACUUCACAAAUAAUGUUGACUGCUGCUGGUGAUGGUUGUAAUGGAUUGCACAAAACAAUGGCAUGCUUAGUUGCUAUACUUGCAACGCUUUGCAGAGAGAUUGAUGUCAGUCACAUUAUUUCCAUUUUAAACCUUUUCCAAGCUGAUUGAUCUUAAGAAUAGCCUGGGGUGUUUUGGGAUAAGCUAAUGAGUGUUAACUAGACAUACUGGCUAAUCAAGUGUCUGUGAUAUGGGUCCAGAGUGGGGUAAGAGGGUGGCCAUAACCCGAUCUGUUUGGUUUACGUCUAAUUGUUUUGUCAAUCCCCUUUUGUUUUGUUUUUAUAUAAAAUGUAUUGAUUUAUAAUAAAUAAAAACAGUGUUGACCUUUUGACUGA